This is a messenger RNA of Penicillium cataractarum, 1308 nucleotides long. Its product is annotated as type III PLP-dependent enzyme. Gene Ontology annotation, molecular function: ornithine decarboxylase activity. Bases 1 to 1308 code for a protein of 435 amino acids. The record is from RefSeq and is a predicted model, not a curated record. The transcript is spliced from 4 exons. Gene Ontology annotation, cellular component: cytoplasm. NCBI's taxonomy places the organism in Eukaryota, Fungi, Ascomycota, Eurotiomycetes, Eurotiales, Aspergillaceae.
AUGAGUCUUCUCCCUCCUUUCAGAGAGCUUUCCGACAGCAUUAAAUCCAUCCAAGAUUCAUGGUUCCCAUGUCCUGAGAAACUACUUGAUCUCGCAAUUGAGAGCCAUAUUGCCCACUUGGAGGAGGAAUCCCUCCUCGAGCGUGAUGAUCCAUUCUUCAUCGCCGAUUUGGGCCAGGUCGCUCGCCAACACCGGGCCUGGAAACAGGGUUUGCCGGAAGUUCAACCAUACUAUGCCGUUAAAUGCAAUUCAGAUCCCACGCUGCUCAAAUGCCUCGCUGAUCUGGGAACCGGCUUUGACUGCGCCUCUGUGGAAGAGAUGCGUACGGUUUUGAGUCUCGGUGUGAACCCAUCUCGAAUUCUCUUUGCUAACCCGUGCAAGUCGGCCGCAGCUAUGGAUUUCGCACGUCGGGCAGGAGUUAUGCUGACAACUUUUGAUAACAUUGAUGAAUUGGAAAAAAUAAAAGUGCAUAUUCAAGAUGCAGCCCUUCUCUUGCGGAUUCACGCGAACGAUGAUAGUGCUUUGAUUUCUUUCGGUGAAAAAUUCGGUGCUCACCUAAAUAUAGCGGAAAGUCUCAUCUCGAGGGCAUGGAAUCUACAAUUAAACGUUGUGGGGAUUAGCUUUCACGUCGGUACUGGGGCUUCGAAUCCGCAAGCCUUUUGCCAAGCUAUCAAAGAUGCUCGUCAUGUGUUUGGCCUCGCUGAGCGCCAGGGUUUCAAUCCCGCAAUACUUGAUAUUGGCGGUGGCUUCCAAGACAGUCACUUCAGCCACAUGACUCCAGUUGUUCGGGCAGCCAUUCAAAACGAAUUUCCUUCUCAAGUGGCUGUCAUUGCGGAACCGGGAAGAUUUUAUGCUCGCAGUGCCUACACACUCGUCUCUCAGGUGAUUGCACGACGGCGCCAACUUCAAAAGUCAGCCUCAAUGGGAGCUCUAAAUAUGCUCUACCAAAACGACGGAGUGUAUGGCAACUUUAUGAAUGUUAUCAUGGAGAAGGAGGUGAUGGCUCCCCGCUUGUUCAGUCGAGAAAAGUCGAAGGGAAGGCCCCUUGUUAAAACACUAAAAAAGCCGGACAAUGAGAGGACCACUAGCACACUUUCAACACCUGAAAGCCAUCGAUACUCUAUUUGGGGACCUACCUGUGACAGCAUCGAUUGUGUUGUUCGAGAAAUGACAUUUGAUAGAGAGGUCAGGGUGGGGGACUGGCUUAUAUAUCGGAAUAUGGGAGCAUAUACACUGACUACUGCGACCCAGUUUAACGGCUUCAACUGCUCCCGCAAGAUUCUUUAUGUGAAUAGCGAAUCAAUAUGA